CUCAUUCCUUGCUUAUUUUAAUUUUUCUAGCUUUGCUUAGGUUCUGUUUUGCAGACAGAGAGAGAGAGAGAGAGAGAGAGAGAGAGUGUUUCAGAAUUUAGAGAGAGAAUUUUAUUUUGUUUUUUUGGUUAUCUUUUUUGGUUUCUCUUACAGCGUUUUUGUAGGUACUGAGGAAGAAAGUUUUGGCAGAAUAACUUUGUUGGAGAGAAUAAAAUUCAGGCAAGGCGUUGAAGUUGGAGAGUAUUAGAUUGGAAGCUUAGAAGUUUCUCUUUGGACCAAAGAAAUGGAGGUAUAUGGCAAUUCUAUGGUUGCAGCUCCUUCAAAUGUUAUUUAUCUGUCAAGUAUUUUGGGCCAAGACGGCCCAAUUACUGGUCACAGAUGCAACUGGAAAUGUGAAAAUGAACAUGUUUGUGGAAACAUGUAUCGCUGCAAGAUAACAGGGCUGACUCACAUCUGUGAUAAAAACUGUAACCAGAGAAUUCUGUAUGAUAACCAUAGUUCACUUUGCCUAGCAAGUGGUCAAAUUUUCCCCCUUACACCAGAAGAGGAACAAGCAGUGAGAGGUGUUCGCAGGAAGCUGGACACAGAGAAUUCGCCCUCCGAUAGCUGUGGUUUUAAGCGUAGAAGAGAUGCUCAAUUUCAUCCUUCUCCCUUCGAGAGAUCUUUCUCUGCUGUCAGUCCUAUCUGCAGCCAAGUUGGAGAUGGCAUGGAUAUGAAAUAGAUAUCUAUUAUAUAACUGCAAAGACACUUCUUUAUCAUUUCUCUUGUCCCUUUGAAGUUUUUUACGUUUUCUAUCGGAUGAGUAUUGAUAACAGAACUUGAACAAUUAUGGAUUAUUUAUUGGUGGACAUGAUGUGUCCCCAUCUUCUGUAGGAAGUCCUUAUAUUUCUAGUAUUAAUGUAAUGUAGCCUUUAAAGUAGCUUGACUGUUGAAUGGGGAUCUGAGCAGGGUCUUUGUACACGACACAUUUAUGACGCUUGAAUUUACUUCCGUUUUCUGCUAAACCUAGUGAGAAACUGACUGUCAUAGCUGACUACGGAAUGCAUUCUGGCCUUUUACAUUGCUUGAAUUUAAUUUGGAUCUCAAUGAUGCAUAUAUGAGCAAUGUACUUAACUGUAAUCCUUUUUUAGCUGACCAUCAAGUUUCUAGUGUAUCUGUAAUCACAAAGCAGCCUAUUAAUAUAUUCAUUACUAAUUUACUAUUACUACUGUCAUGAACUUGUAUUCCUUAAUUCUGUAUGAACAGAAAACACUUAUUUUGUCCUUGAUGAUAAAUCUAUUUAGGGUCAUAUGAAAACCUUGAUUUCUGUAGGCUCAGGUUCUCUCCAGUUUGUCAUAUGAACAGAGUUAUUGGUAUGCUAUCUGGUGAAUUGAUUUUGGUUUUGCUGCUUGACUCUUCCUAUUUCUGUUACAGGCUCAAGGGAGAUGAUCUAGUUCUCAUUUUUGUUCUUCUUAAUCAUUUUCUGAUAUCUUUUUUUUUUCUGUGAUUUGAUUGAUGGUUGGCUGUCUGAGGUUAAUGUAACUUGUGCAGGUUUUGAAGCAUAUGCUAGGAAGGAGCGUUCAGAACUUUAUUUGUGUUGCAUUACUAAAUUAAUUCUUAUGAUAUAAAAUUGUUCUAUGUUUGAACAUCAAUUAUUGAUAAAUAUCUUCUCUUCUUGAAUGAAUGCAGGCAUUGCAACUUCUGCUCGAGUUUUUCUUUGGUGAAGUUUGGAGAAGCCAACAGUUAUGGGACUAUAAAGAGUUUAAAGGCUAAGUAGGAAAUCCUAACACUACAGGGUGUCAAGAAUUGAGGCAAGAACAUUUAUGAUACUGUACAGAUACGGUAGAGACACACUAUUCAAAGAUGAAAAAGUAGAUGUGAGGUGACAAGGGCAAAUAAAGGGGGGCUUUAUAAGGAAAGGAUACUUGUCAGCAGCAGCAUCAAUCUUUCAAACUUGCAUAGUGCUCCUCUUUGUAUUCAAGGAUUGAAAAUAAUGACCUGGGAUUGAAAAUGAAUUCUCUCCUAAAUGCCAUGUUACUGUUUGCCGCCAAAUUUUGUAAUUGUAAUAUGUUCUAGGCAGAUGUAAUUAUUCUUUUAUCGGUUUAUAGGCUGAGGCUGAUGAAGGUUUUUAUUAUGAUAUUUGUUAAGCUCGAGGUUUGUAAUGUUGCUUUCAUUUUCUAACUUUUGACAUCCUUAUUAAACAAAAUUAUGUAAUUUGGCUUGUGAUUGGAUGUUA
Glycine soja is the source of this 2215-nucleotide messenger RNA. RefSeq lists its product as uncharacterized. NCBI's taxonomy places the organism in Eukaryota, Viridiplantae, Streptophyta, Magnoliopsida, Fabales, Fabaceae. The record is from RefSeq and is a predicted model, not a curated record. The transcript has 3 exons. Bases 284 to 721 code for a protein of 145 amino acids.